AUGGUUGAAGGGGAAGCACUGGACAGCCCUGGGGAGGAGGCCUUCAUGAGGACAGCAGGUGAUGGCCAGGGCAAGAAGCUCCGGAGAUGGAGGCGGCGAUUUCAGACACCAGAGCCAUGUACCUCUGUGUCCCCCGUGUGCGGGCCCUGGUGCUCCACACCCGGCUGCACCGACUGCAUCAAGGCUGCGCUGGAGCUGCAGGAGCUGGUGCUGUCAGCGUGGGCUGGGAAAGGAGCUGCAGCCGAACUGGAUGAUUGCACAUGGCGGGCGCUCUGGCAGGACCUGAAGGAGCUGGUGGAGCAGGAGCAGCUGAGGUGCUGCGACUCCCCCAGUUACACCGAGAGCAUCAGUCCCCCUGAGAGCCUGACAGCCACAGUCCUGACUCGAGAUGGAGGAGCCCCUAUGAAGGGUGAUGGCCAGGGCAAGAAGCUCCGGAGAUGGAGGCGGCGAUUUCAGACACCAGAGCCAUGUACCUCUGUGUCCCCCGUGUGCGGGCCCUGGUGCUCCACACCCGGCUGCACCGACUGCAUCAAGGCUGCGCUGGAGCUGCAGGAGCUGGUGCUGUCAGAGUGGGCUGGGAAAGGAGCUGCAGCCGAACUGGAUGAUUGCACAUGGCAGGCGCUCUGGCAGGACCUGAAGGAGCUGGUGGAGCAGGAGCAGCUGAGGUGCUGCGACUCCCCCAGUUACACCGAGAGCAUCAGUCCCCCUGAGAGCCUGACAGCCACAGUCCUGACUCGAGAUGGAGGAGCCCCUAUGAAGGGUGAUGGCCAGGGCAAGAAGCUCCGGAGAUGGAGGCGGCGAUUUCAGACACCAGAGCCAUGUACCUCUGUGUCCCCCGUGUGCGGGCCCUGGUGCUCCACACCCGGCUGCACCGACUGCAUCAAGGCUGCGCUGGAGCUGCAGGAGCUGGUGCUGUCAGAGUGGGCUGGGAAAGGAGCUGCAGCCGAACUGGAUGAUUGCACAUGGCAGGCGCUCUGGCAGGACCUGAAAGAGCUGGUGGAGCAGGAGCAGCUGAGGUGCUGCGACUCCCCCAGUUACACCGAGAGCAUCAGUCCCCCUGAGAGCCUGACAGCCACAGUCCUGACUCGAGAUGGAGGAGCCCCUAUGAAGGGUGAUGGCCAGGGCAAGAAGCUCCGGAGAUGGAGGCGGCGAUUUCAGACACCAGAGCCAUGUACCUCUGUGUCCCCCGUGUGCGGGCCCUGGUGCUCCACACCCGGCUGCACCGACUGCAUCAAGGCUGCGCUGGAGCUGCAGGAGCUGGUGCUGUCAGAGUGGGCUGGGAAAGGAGCUGCAGCCGAACUGGAUGAUUGCACAUGGCAGGCGCUCUGGCAGGACCUGAAGGAGCUGGUGGAGCAGGAGCAGCUGAGGUGCUGCGACUCCCCCAGUUACACCGAGAGCAUCAGUCCCCCUGAGAGCCUGACAGCCACAGUCCUGACUCGAGAUGGAGGAGCCCCUAUGAAGGGUGAUGGCCAGGGCAAGAAGCUCCGGAGAUGGAGGCGGCGAUUUCAGACACCAGAGCCAUGUACCUCUGUGUCCCCCGUGUGCGGGCCCUGGUGCUCCACACCCGGCUGCACCGACUGCAUCAAGGCUGCGCUGGAGCUGCAGGAGCUGGUGCUGUCAGAGUGGGCUGGGAAAGGAGCUGCAGCCGAACUGGAUGAUUGCACAUGGCAGGCGCUCUGGCAGGACCUGAAAGAGCUGGUGGAGCAGGAGCAGCUGAGGUGCUGCGACUCCCCCAGUUACACCGAGAGCAUCAGUCCCCCUGAGAGCCUGACAGCCACAGUCCUGACUCGAGAUGGAGGAGCCCCUAUGAAGGGUGAUGGCCAGGGCAAGAAGCUCCGGAGAUGGAGGCGGCGAUUUCAGACACCAGAGCCAUGUACCUCUGUGUCCCCCGUGUGCGGGCCCUGGUGCUCCACACCCGGCUGCACCGACUGCAUCAAGGCUGCGCUGGAGCUGCAGGAGCUGGUGCUGUCAGAGUGGGCUGGGAAAGGAGCUGCAGCCGAACUGGAUGAUUGCACAUGGCAGGCGCUCUGGCAGGACCUGAAAGAGCUGGUGGAGCAGGAGCAGCUGAGGUGCUGCGACUCCCCCAGUUACACCGAGAGCAUCAGUCCCCCUGAGAGCCUGACAGCCACAGUCCUGACUCGAGAUGGAGGAGCCCCUAUGAAGGGUGAUGGCCAGGGCAAGAAGCUCCGGAGAUGGAGGCGGCGAUUUCAGACAUCAGAGCCAUGUAAGUCCCCGGCAGAGUGGGCUGGGAAAGGAGCUGCAGCCGAACUGGAUGAUUGCACAUGGCAGGCGCUCUGGCAGGACCUGAAGGAGCUGGUGGAGCAGGAGCAGCUGAGGUGCUGCGACUCCCCCAGUUACACCGAGAGCAUCAGUCCCCCUGAGAGCCUGACAGCCACAGUCCUGACUCGAGAUGGAGGAGCCCCUAUGAAGGGUGAUGGCCAGGGCAAGAAGCUCCGGAGAUGGAGGCGGCGAUUUCAGACAUCAGAGCCAUGUACCUCUGUGUCCCCCGUGUGUGGGCCCUGGCGCUGCACAUCCGGGUGCACCGACUGCAUCAAGGCUGCGCUGGAGCUGCAGGAGCUGGUGCUGUCAGCGUGGGCUGGGAAAGGAGCUGCAGCCGAACUGGAUGAUUGCACAUGGCAGGCGCUCUGGCAGGACCUGAAGGAGCUGGUGGAGCAGGAGCAGCUGAGGUGCUGCGACUCCCCCCGUUACACCAAGAGCAUCCGUCCACCUGAGAGCCUGACAGCCACAGUCCUGACUCGAGAUGGAGGAGCCCCUAUGGAGAUGAAGGCUGCUUGCUUCCUCCAAGACACGGGUGCGGGCAGAGUCUCUUCAGCCCUGAAGAUUCACGUGGCUGGGAAAGCCCUGGAGAUACGGCUGGGGGCCCUGCCCAUGCUGGUGAAGAAGUCCCAGGAGCAAGCAGCACAGCAGCAGGGCUGCCUCCGUGUCCUGCCCAAGCUCACCCUGCCAGGACAGAGCCAACGCAUGCUGCAGCACGAGCUGUACCCCUCGAUGCAGGCCAAGGCGAACGCUAUUGUGGAUCCCAUUGAGGAGGAGGAAGUGCGGAGCCUAUGCGGGUUCUCAAUACCCACUGAGAAGUCCCUGACACCUGACUCUCAGAAGAAACCAGCCAUCCAAGCACCAGAGGAGGAUACACUGAGGAAGAGCCUCCUUCACCUGGGUAGGGGUUUGUCACCGUGGGAAAAGGUGAGCCUGUGGCGUUUUGGUUUAGACACGGCCCCCACUGCCAUUCCCAGCCUGGAUAAUGGAGCAGCAGGACCAGAAGAAGGACCAGCUUCCAUGCUCCUGAGGAAAGAUGCUGACUGUCAGCUGAACGUCCCCACACAGGGCAGGGUCCAUGCCCAGGCAGAGGACAGGAGCUGGUGCUGUGACACUGCACCUAGCAGGAACAUAAGGCUGGAGCUGAACAGGAAGGUCCACAGCAAACUCUGGAUCCACACAGCAAGAAAAUGCCUGGAGAUAAAGCUCGAAAUACUUCCCAUGGCAGUGCAGAGGUCCAUGGACAUGUUGCAGGGCCCAGUGCCAGGGCUCAGUGGACUGAGGCAGGCUGGGACUGGGCACCUGCGGCCACGCAAGGGCUCUGCCCCUGUGGCAAAAGCAAAGCAGCUCAGGCAGAAGGAAUGGGUCCCACAGCAGCAGGUUCAGGCGUCCCUCACCUGCACUAUGGUCCCCAUGACACCGUGCUCCUGCACUAUGGUCCCCAUGACACCGUGCUCCUGCCUGGAUAGUAUCUCCUCCAACAGCCCCGUUCUAGGGCAGGAGAGAAGCUCGGCAUCGCUGGAGGCCUGGACCCUGCACAGCACAUCCUUCAGCUCUGGGAAUGAGAUGGACACAGACCCCAAGGAUGCCCAAAAGACACUCUGUGGGAUCGUGAAGGACUCAAUACGUGUGCUCAUGCCAACCAUGCCCAGCCCAGGAUGCCCAGGACACUGCAGCAGCAUCGACCAGCAAUACCCUGCGUGCGGUUCUGGAGAAGAUUCAGCAGCGGCGAAGGAAGGUGUCCUCAUCCCCCGAGAGCUCUUCCACUGGAUGCUGCUGCUGCCGUGA
Melopsittacus undulatus (budgerigar) is the source of this 4065-nucleotide messenger RNA. RefSeq lists its product as uncharacterized. The transcript has 18 exons. Lineage: Eukaryota; Metazoa; Chordata; Aves; Psittaciformes; Psittaculidae. The record is from RefSeq and is a predicted model, not a curated record. The coding region runs from base 1 to 4065 and encodes 1354 amino acids.